CCUAUCUCAGUGGUCGCGGAAGGUGACGUGGACACGGAAGUGGUCGUCGUCGCGGCGGCACCGGUGGGAGCGGGGCCCUGGACUUGGAGUGCGGCGGGCAAGCGGACGGGCGGCGGAGGCCUCUCAGCGGCGGCGGCGGCGGCGGCGACUUAAGGCGCAGGCGUGGUCCGUUGGGUGCGAAUCCGCUGAGCCCACGAGCGGCCUCUUAGCCCUCUCCCCUGCCCGUCGGAAACCGGGAGCAGGGACCCGCUUAGCCGGCGUCAUCAUGACCAAGACCGGUAGCAAGGGCGGGAACCUCCGCGACAAGCUGGACGGCAAUGAGCUGGACCUGAGUCUCAGCGACCUGAAUGAGGUCCCCGUCAAGGAGCUGGCUGCACUUCCAAAGGCCACCGUAUUGGAUCUGUCCUGCAAUAAACUGAGCACUCUUCCGUCGGAUUUCUGUGGCCUCACGCACCUGGUAAAGCUGGACCUCAGCAAGAACAAGCUGCAGCAGCUGCCCGCAGACUUUGGCCGCCUGGUUAACCUUCAGCAUUUGGAUCUCCUCAACAACAGGCUGGUCACCCUGCCUGUCAGCUUUGCUCAGCUCAAGAAUCUGAAGUGGCUGGAUCUGAAGGACAAUCCCUUGGAUCCUGUCCUGGCCAAGGUGGCAGGUGAUUGCUUGGAUGAGAAGCAAUGUAAGCAGUGUGCAAACAAGGUGUUACAGCACAUGAAGGCCGUGCAGGCAGAUCAGGAACGAGAGCGGCAGCGCCGGCUGGAAGUGGAGCGAGAGGCAGAGAAGAAACGUGAGGCCAAGCAGCAAGCUAAGGAAGCAAAGGAGCGCGAGCUGAGGAAGCGGGAGAAGGCGGAGGAGAAGGAGCGUCGGCGAAAGGAGUAUGAUGCUCAGAAAGCUUCCAAGCGGGAGCAAGAGAAGAAGCCUAAGAAGGAAACAAAUCAGGCCCCAAAAUCGAAGUCUGGCUCUCGCCCUCGCAAGCCACCACCCCGAAAACACAAUCGCUCCUGGGCUGUGCUGAAGGGGUUGUUGCUGCUGCUGCUGCUGUGUGUAGCAGGAGGGCUGGUUGUAUGCCGGGUGACAGGGCUGCAACAGCAGCCCCUCUGCACCAGCGUGAACGCCAUCUACGACAAUGCCGUCCAGGGCCUGCGCCAUCAUGAGAUCCUCCAGUGGGUCCUCCAGACCGACUCCCAGCAGUGAGCUCAUCCUCAGCACCGCUGCCUCCCAGCCUUGGAGCUUGGAUUCCUAUGGAAUUGGGUUCUGCUGGACACAACUUCUUUUUAGCGUCAGACCUACCUGCCAUCAUCAAAUGGCUGCUGAGUGGUACUUGAGAUCUCCCCUUUGUAGGACUUCUCUGUUCCUUAGUCAGGGUUCCCUGGUGGAAUGAGGAGAAAUGGAGAGGGGGGAGGAAGAGUUACCUGCAUGCCUAAAGGAAUAGGCUUAGGGGUGGGGAGAGAGAAGGCAUAGGCUUUUCUAGUUAUGCAAAGCUGUGUAAGGCAAGGUUCCUUUCUACUAAAUGGUCAGCUGUCACUACAUUUAUACUUUUGUAUGUCACAAACCCUUUCUUUCAUUCCUCCCUGGGUAACCAGGACAGAUUGGAGGGCAGUGUGUUACUGGGACUAGGGGACUAGGAAUACUUGGGUAAAUUCAGCCUAAGCUGGGAGGGUAAAGUAAUACAUUUCCUUAAAGAUCUCAGACAGUCAAGCAUUUUAGCAAUGUCCAAAAUGUCUGGCUAUGAACACAUGUUCACUGCCAUUGGUCCAGUGUAACACUUUGAGGCAGGAGGUGCCGUCCAUGACUUACUUGCCUACAGUGUUCAAGCUAGUCCAAGGCACAACCCAGCUUUCACUCCAGUUUUCUUCCUUUUCUUUAUGUCAUUUGGCCUCCUUUAUAAUACUCAAGGGGAUGAACUCACACCAGAGUUGUCUUAGCUAAAGUGAAUCUUUCAUAAUAGACGGUCUUACCACCCACAAAUAGAUCUCAUACCAUCAGGGUCCUGGGAAACUAAUCCUGUGGAAUUUUGCCUCAGCUUAAAUGGCUUCCACAAAAUGGCAGCAGGCUGGGCUCCUUGCCUCCCUUUUAGAGCAUUAACUCCCUGAUGGCCUGGAAGCACAGGGGCAGAUCUCUGCAGCGGCACUGUGACUGUCCUACUAGCACUUGGUAUGAUGAAAUACCUCAAAGGCAACCUAGAAACUUGAUCUCACAGAAGCAGGUGCAGAGUUGCUUCUGGACCUGUAACAGAAGGGAAGGAAUAGAACAGUGGGAGCCAAAGGGAAACAAAGUCACACGGUGGCGCUGCAAGUGAUACAUAAGUAAACAUUAGCACAAACCAGGGCAGCAGCACCCACCUCCCUGCUGCUACCAGAAAGCAUUCUCCCCGCUUCCCCGUCUCUUCACAACAGCUGCAGGAAGGGAUCGGAAACCUGUCUCGGUGCUUAUUUGCUAAAACUCCCAACUGCAAGCUCUCCCUAGAGGAGCAGGACCUGUCGGAGUUCAGACAGUGUAGCCCCAGUGGCCCAUGUGCUUAGGUCAGCCACUCAAGACUGUCCUGACACGGGAAGAAAGGCCUUUGUUUUUCCCUCCCCCAGAUAGUUCUGCCGUGUAGGUCCACACCUUACUCAGAAUCACUACACAUUCCUUUAGUCUUCCUCCAAGCUCCAGAGCCAUCGGUACAAAUGCUUUAUUGAGACAAAAUACAUACUACAUAUGGUGACAUCAUGAAAACAGAAGUCAGCCUCAUAGAUCCCUGGCUGGUUGAGGCAGCUCAGUGGCUGGGCGUAGUCAAGCCAACCCGCAGGCAAGAGUUCACUCUGACUUCGAGAUUUGAUGCUUAUUCUUUGGAUUUCUACAAUUAUUAAAUCCGUGUCUGAGUGGUC
Messenger RNA from Rattus rattus (black rat), 2865 nucleotides. RefSeq names its product leucine rich repeat containing 59 (gene Lrrc59). The record is from RefSeq and is a predicted model, not a curated record. NCBI's taxonomy places the organism in Eukaryota, Metazoa, Chordata, Mammalia, Rodentia, Muridae. The transcript is spliced from 7 exons. Bases 266 to 1189 code for a protein of 307 amino acids. Gene Ontology annotation, molecular function: protein binding.